Knipowitschia caucasica is the source of this 960-nucleotide messenger RNA. The record is from the annotation of a GenBank genome assembly. Lineage: Eukaryota; Metazoa; Chordata; Actinopteri; Gobiiformes; Gobiidae.
AUGGGAAGGGAAGUGGACAGAGAGCGAUGUAGCAUGCAGACUAAACAGCGCGGUCGAGAUCAGAUAGGCAGGCAGGGGCGAGCAACAAGAAGCAGGGCAGGGAAGGAACAGGGGAGAGGGGGGAGGCAGCAGCAGGAGGGCGGACCCAAUGGGUGCACAGAGGGGGGGGCAGGGAGCCUAACCAGAUGCAGCACAGAAGAAGCAGCAAGCAGAGGAGCAGAUGAGAGAGGGGGCAGGAGGCAAGCAGGGCAGCUAGUAAGCAACAGAGGGGACACAGGCCAAAGGCAGCAGACGAAGGGACAAGGGAGUAUCAGGGGGCCAGGGGGGGCAGCAGGGAAAGGAAGCAGGAGAGCAGGAGGACAGGGGCAGGAGAGAAGCACGCACAGGAGGCAGACGACAGAGUGGCAGGGCCAGAGAGGGAGGCAGAGGUGCAGGAGCACAAGGGGCAGGGAGAGGAGAAACAGAGGGGGUGAGCAGACAGGAAGAAGAGCAGCAAGGGGCAGGGCAGACAAGCAAGAUAGCAGGGGUGACAGACAGCACAGAGGCAACCACAACAAACAAGAAAGGUCCAGCAGCACCAAAGAGGAUAGAGGGAGAGAAGGGGAGGGAAUAACAGAAGACAGCGAGAGGGGAGCCCCCGCACCACCAAUGGCCGAGGCCCAGCAAAAAAGAGCAGGAGGCAGGCAGCAGGGAGGGGCAAAAAGAGCCAAGACAGGCAGAGAGAGAGGCAGUGAAGGACAGGGGACCAGAGACGAUGCAAAGAAGCCGGCGGAGGUGGCAGGGCGGGGUAAGCAGGCAGCCAAGACCCCCGCAAGCAGCAGGGAAGCACCAGGGGAAGCCCAGGAGAAGAGAAGCAGCAAGAGCGGACAGAGACAAGCAGGGACCAGGAGAAGGGGAGGAGGACAAACCAGAGAAGAGGACGGCAGGGGGAAGGUCGACAAAGGAGGGUCAACAGUCUAG